GCAUUCAGCAGAGCUCACCGCAUCGGGCAGAACAAGAAGGUGAUGAUCUACCGCUUUGUGACCAGAGCCUCCGUUGAAGAGCGCAUCACCCAGGUGGCCAAGAGGAAGAUGAUGCUCACCCAUCUGGUCGUCCGCCCGGGGCUCGGCUCCAAGUCUGGCUCCAUGACCAAGCAAGAGCUGGACGACAUCCUCAAGUUUGGGACAGAGGAGCUCUUCAAGGAUGAUGUGGAAGGUGACAAUAAGGACGUGGAUGACAGCAGCGUGAUCCACUACGACGACGCUGCCAUCUCGAAGCUUCUGGACCGCAACCAGGACGCGACCGAUGACACGGAGCUGCAGAACAUGAACGAGUAUCUCAGCUCCUUUAAAGUGGCCCAGUAUGUUGUGAGAGAAGAGGACGGUGAGGAGGUGGAACGUGAGAUCAUCAAGCAAGAGGAGAAUGUGGACCCCGACUACUGGGAGAAGCUGCUGCGGCACCACUACGAGCAGCAGCAGGAAGAUCUGGCCAGGAACUUGGGGAAAGGGAAGAGAAUCCGCAAGCAGGUCAACUACCAGGCAGGUGCUCGGGCGGACAGACCGUGGCAGGACGAGCUCUCUGACAACCAGUCGGAGUACUCCAUUGGCUCCGAGGACGAGGAUGAAGACUUUGAAGAGCGGCCAGAAGGUGGCAGAAGACAAUCCCGCAGGCAGCUGAAGAGUGACCGGGACAAGCCUCUCCCUCCUUUGCUGGCAAGAGUUGGGGGUAACCUGCAGGUUCUGGGCUUCAACGCCCGCCAGCGCAAGGCUUUCCUCAACGCCAUCAUGCGCUGGGGCAUGCCGCCCCAGGACGCCUUCAACUCCCACUACCUGCGCGGGAAGAGCGAGAAGGAGUUCAGGGCGUACGUCUCUCUCUUCAUGAGACAUUUGUGCGCAUCCGGUGCCGAAACCUUUGCGGACGGCGUUCCCCGGGAAGGGCUGUCCCGCCAGCAUGUGCUGACUCGGAUAGGAGUCAUGUCACUCGUGAGGAAGAAGGUGCAGGAGUUCGAGCACGUCAACGGGAAGUACAGCACCCCGGAUCUGAUUCUCGAGGGCGCGGAGAGCAAGAAGCCCAGCGAGGUCGUGUCGUCGGAUCCCACCACGCCUGUCCCAGCCAGCCCAGCACACGUGCACGCGGGAGCGGUGUCUGUGAGCGCCGAGAAGGUGGAAGGUGAAGAGCACCCAGAAAGCUGUGAGAGCAAGGAGAAACCGAGGGAAGAGAAGCAAGAGGAGAGCGAAAGGGCCGAGUCUUCUCCCGAGCCCGUGGCGAAAGAUGAGGGGGUUCCAGAGAAAGAGAAGCUUUUGGAGAAGCCGGAGCUGAACAGCAGCCCCAGCAAAGGGGAGGACAAAGAAGUCAAAGCAGAGGACGCCAAGGCGGAGGAGAAGGAGCAGAGUGAGGCUCAGCAGAACGGGGACAAAGAGGAGGAGGAGGAUGGAAAGAAGGAGGACAGAAACAUCAACUUCCGAUUCAUGUUCAACAUCGCUGACGGUGGCUUCACGGAGCUGCACACGCUGUGGCAGAACGAGGAAAGGGCUGCCGUCUCCUCCGGCAAGAUCUACGACAUCUGGCACCGCCGGCACGACUACUG
This is a messenger RNA of Tauraco erythrolophus (red-crested turaco), 1604 nucleotides long. The record is from RefSeq and is a predicted model, not a curated record. Lineage: Eukaryota; Metazoa; Chordata; Aves; Musophagiformes; Musophagidae.